AUGUUGGUGGACCCCGCUUUUCCUCUGUUCGCCGUUCUAACCAAUGUCAACAGAAUCGCAAGCGCAAACGCGAUCCGCGCAUGCCAACAAUGUCGUUACGCACUGAAUGCAUCUUUCCAGAUUACCGAAGUGUGGUGGUCAACCUACUGCAAACGGUCGAAUGGGUAUUUCGGGUGUGAAACAACUCUUCGUCAGGGGAAAGUCAGCGGUAUCAAUACAUGGGUAUAUUUUGAGAUUAAGCAACUUCGACCAGAUACCACCUACGAGUGGAACAAGCUCAAUGUCUUCACGCGAUGGCUGCCCUCGACAAAACAGACAAUGGUGCUCCUUUUCGACCCGAAAUCUCCCAUCCUAGAAACAGUUCCCAAAUUGCUGUUAAACCCCGAAGCAUCAAUCUUGGGUAAUGCAUACUGGUGUUACACGAAGCUUUUGGAUACCAUAGCGGAUUUGGAACAAGUAUCUGUCUGGGCAAUCCGCGACGAAGUAAGGAAGAUCGAAAAAACAGAGAUGACCGAACCAAUCCCCAAACCAGACUGGAGAAGAUUGCACGACAUUGCCCGACACGCUAUACAUGUCACCGAGACUUUGGAUGUAGCCGUGGAAACGAUUGAAUCUAUUACCAAACACCACAUGAUGUUUGCAAUGCCAAGAAAGGAUGAUACUCUCGUGGAUCAAGCCAUCGCCGCUCGGCUAGGCUUUUUCCGAGGGUAUAUGGUAAGCAUGCGCCAUCGCUCUAUCUCAAAUGAAAAGCGAUUGCAGAACGAGAUCCAGCUUGCCUUCAAUACGGUCGCGCAAUACAAUGCCGGGACCUCGGUGGAAAUCACGCGUGCCGCGCAGGCUGAUAGUUCAGCGAUGAAGACGAUUGCGUUUGUUACUUUGAUCUUCCUACCGCCGACAUUUAUCUCUUCGAUUUUCAGCAUGUCUUUCUUUCAAUGUGGCGAGGAGAAUGGAUGGGGGAUGUCCGAUAUGUUCUGGAUGUACUGGGUCUUUGCCAUUCCUAUCACCAUUGCUACGGUCAUGGUGUGGGCGUAUUGGCAUCGACUGGUUCCCGCCGUGGUUUCUGCACUCACUCCAUCGAGUCCAGACAUCCCCUUAGAUCCAUUGGAAUACGAUAGAAGUCGAGGCACACUUCGACAAAGAGUUCGUGGCAGGUUGCUAGCAGGUAGUACGAAACAGGAUGUAUGA
This is a messenger RNA of Penicillium paradoxum, 1185 nucleotides long. RefSeq lists its product as uncharacterized. The coding region runs from base 1 to 1185 and encodes 394 amino acids. Gene Ontology annotation, molecular function: cobalt ion binding; cobalt ion transmembrane transporter activity; magnesium ion transmembrane transporter activity. NCBI's taxonomy places the organism in Eukaryota, Fungi, Ascomycota, Eurotiomycetes, Eurotiales, Aspergillaceae. The record is from RefSeq and is a predicted model, not a curated record. The transcript is spliced from 2 exons.